Messenger RNA from Penaeus monodon (black tiger shrimp), 1659 nucleotides. RefSeq lists its product as uncharacterized. Lineage: Eukaryota; Metazoa; Arthropoda; Malacostraca; Decapoda; Penaeidae. Gene Ontology annotation, molecular function: zinc ion binding; nucleic acid binding. The record is from RefSeq and is a predicted model, not a curated record.
AUGGCGACAGGAGCGCCUGCUGACAAUCCCAUCACCCACGGAGCAAAUGCAUUUUCUUAUGAAAGUAUGUUGAGAAGCAUCUAUGCUUGUGAACUUGUGAAGCGGUUGUUGAUAUGGAUUGGUAGUUCAGGGGAACUCCACAUUCCAUUGAAGCUACAGAGUGUGAUGUUUAUCCUAUGGGCACCAUUGUGCCCUGGCUGGGUCAGGUCAGUCAGGAGAGGCCAGGGCGCUGGCAUGGCACUUGUGCCGCAGUUCAGUACUACUGUCGUCGAACAUGGCGUUCGCAAGGGUUUAUCUUGGGACACUGAAAAUGUAUGCAGUACUACCAGGCAGUGUGAGUGUGCGUGCAGGAGGGAAACAAAAACCGAAGGUAUACAGCUGCGACGGGCAGUGGCGAAGUACCAAGAGUCUGGGACGUGGGCAGAGACGGUUGACGAAAUGGAACAGGAAAUUGAAGAUCUGAGGAGAGAGGUGGAUCUGCUGAGAGCUGAGCGAGCUAAUCAGCAAGAGGCGGCUCGACAUGCGGUGCCAGAUUCCGUGGGAGGUGCCGUAAGGGCGACACCAGUGGAAAUGGUGCAGAGAAGUCACUGUGUCCCUAUGUUCAAAGGAAAGGAAGAUGAACUGACAGGAGGCGAAUGGAUUACCCGUGUUGAGUCCGAAAUAGAACGGACCGCAAUCCUGGGAGAUGCCGCGAAGGUAAACUUUAGAGUCAGUUACAUCCACCCCGACCAGGGGAGGGCAAAGACUGCUCAAAUGAUGACCUCUUAAUAUAUCUCGUGGGAGGAGUUCAAGAAGGGUAUUCUGGCUCAAUUCUCCCAGAAGAAGAAGGUUUGGAAUGAAUGCCUAAGAGAUGCCGAAAGAUAUAGGGAUGAGUCCUUCGAAGAGUGGAGGAAUAGCGACAGAGCUAUCGAAAUGAAUUUCACUUUAAGAGUGUGGCCUUUUCCAGUGGAUAUGUUCUUCUCCAUAACCAAGAGAACUUUGGCAACAACUAUGGUGGGCUGUGCUUUGGAUAAGUACAAAAUAGGAGAAGAAUGGGAUAUACCAAAGUUAAGGACCACACCAUACUCUCAAAUCAUGGAAGAUUUUAGGAGAUGGGUGGAAAAGAACCCAGAAAAUGAUUUACAGUUCCAGUCAACUCUCCGACCUAGAUUUAAAACAGGGGUUCAACAUUCACGUAUGUCGAAGUCAACAGGAGCCAGACCCAAGAACCCUGUAAAGCUUAAAUGUUUCUUCUGUGAAGAGGAGGGACAUAUGGUCAUAAACUGUCCACUGAAGAAAAGUUAUGAUGCUAGCAAAGAGUCAAAAAAACUCUUCGGCUCCGUCCCAGGGGGACGGCAACGAAAAGGAAUAAAAGUAAAAGAUAAAAUUGUAUGGGCAGGAGUUGAAUGCCUCAUCAUUCCUAUUUUAGCGUCUUCUCUUCCCAGAUAUCUAAUGACUAAGGUAAAGGUACCUAAUAGUCGAAAGUCUUUUACUGCAGUUUGGGACUCCGGGGCCAGCCCAACAUUGGUUAAGUAUUCUAUGUACAGGGAACAGGAGGAGGUGAAAGAGAGGGGCCACAAGGAUCCAAGGAACCUUCCUUCUCCGCUUGAACCACGUGAACUGCUCGUAAAUGGAAUACUUGAGGGAGAACCGGUGAAGGCACUAGGGGAGCCCAAAUGA